Messenger RNA from Patella vulgata (common limpet), 2951 nucleotides. Its product is annotated as kelch-like protein diablo. The transcript has 6 exons. The coding region runs from base 915 to 1982 and encodes 355 amino acids. Gene Ontology annotation, molecular function: protein binding. The record is from RefSeq and is a predicted model, not a curated record. NCBI's taxonomy places the organism in Eukaryota, Metazoa, Mollusca, Gastropoda, Patellidae.
GUUUUGGUUGAAGACGAUUGGCUGAUAAGUAGGUCAUAUUGUGUUUUCACCUAUCAAGGUAGGUCAGCGAGGCCUGUAAUACAUAUAUGUGCCCCGAUGUAUUAAAUUUUUACAGUACUAAUCAUGGUUAUUUCAUGUGCAUAAUAUUAAAACGAAUAUUGAAACAUACUCGCAAUAAGGGAUUACAUCUAUAUGACCUAUUUUGUUGUACACAAUCGAUUUUGUUCUCGGAGAAUAACAAGAUUUGACCUUGAGGUGUAUUGGUUAUAUAACAUAGCAAAUAUGGUGUUCAUGCUGAUUUGACUAGAAACAACUAGAUAAUAUACAAUUAUUUAGAUUGAGUGACCCGUUGACUGUUUUUUUCUUUAAUAGACUACAUGUAGGUUUUAUACAGAUUGUAUCAUGCAUCCUAAAACCAAAUCAUGGAAACCACAUCAAAAUGUCAUAGACAAUUCAUCUUUCCAAAAAUUGGGACAGGUUCAUUGUCCUGGUGUAGGGUCUUAAUGCAAACGACAUGUAUAUCCGAGAGUCUGAGUGAUAGACCAUAAGAUUUGUAUUUUACAACUACUUGUUAGGUGUUAAAAUAACGAUAUUUUAGCAUGAGGUUAAACACAUUAUAUUAAGAACAUCUUUAAACUAAAUGAAUCUUCCAAACCUCAACAAAUACAAUAUUUGUGUGUCGAUUGUUGUGUUGCAUUUGGUUAGUUGCUGGCAUCAAGCGUGUUCCAUUUAAUGGGUGUUUUGUAAAAAGAGAAACGAAUAUGAAAUAUCUAACUCAUGGGAGAGAACAAAAACCUUAAAGCUACAUGUCAACAACAAUGAGAUGUCUUCUUUUCCAUGUUCAUAUAAUACCACCAUGUAACAGAAAGUGUGAACCACGAUUUUAAAGUUUAGUUGGUAAUUACAAAUUACCAAUGAAUCAUACAUACACACAAAUAAUGGUGCCGACACCAGAAAGACCUCCAGAUAACCUCCAGACAUAUCUCUUACUGUUUGAUAAAGGAUCUGGAAGUCCGAGAGUGAACUAUUUUAUGAUUGAUCCUUCUGCACCCAGUUUAAUUUUACCUAAAAUGAACACGAUAAUAUUUAAACGUUUGGGAAAUAUAAGUGGAUAUAAAACUGCUGUGGUGAACAAUUGUUUGUAUGUUAUUGGUGGAAAGGACUGGACAACCGGUGACUAUUUGACCAGUGUCCGAAAAUUCAACCCUAUGACCAACAAGUGGGCAGACCAGUCUCCAAUAAAGACUCCCAGAUGUCGCUUCACAGCCACCGUCUUGGAUGGAUUUAUCUAUAUUGUAGGGGGAGAAAGUUUAAGAGGAAGAGUCACAGAAUCUGUAGAAAGAUAUGAUCCCAAGAAAAAUAUUUGGAUGGACCAAGCUCCAAUACCACGACCACGAGCUGAUCAUGCCACAUGUGCUUUAAAUGGCCAUCUGUACGUAUCCGGUGGUAUCAGCAACUUACGUCACAACUGUUCCAAUGUAUUUUGGAUGUAUGAUCCAGUAGAAAAUACGUGGUGUGAACCGUUAGAAGGAAUAGCACUACCACAAGAACGCGAUAAACAUAAUAUGGUGGCAGUAGGAAUUACUAAAAUAUUUAUAUUAGGAGGCCGAGGUUUUGAUAAUGAAACUAUAUCAGAAAAAGAUGAAAAUCAAGUAUCUAAUUAUAAUAUAGAUGGUUUUGAGUUUUCUGAUAAACCUGUUUGGGAUAAUGAACAUCAAGAUAUGAAACAUCCUAGAAGUAAUGCCGCUGCCGUUAGACUAGGUAGAAACAUCUGGAUGAUCGGAGGUAAAAGUUCGAGUAAUGGAGAAGAAGUUAAAAUGGUGGAAUAUUACGAUACAAACAGACGGCGAUGGAGUGAAGCGUUUCCUCUUAAUGGUGGAAAUUUAGCGAAUCUAGAAUAUUGUAUAUUGAAAAUACCAACUAAGAAUAAAGAAUUUGAGUGUAUUGACAAUUUAAUGUAUGAUAAGUGGAUAUUAUGGUGACAAUAGUUUUAACAAUAUGUCCGUCACAAGUUAGUUGGAACAUAAAACUUAUUAAAUCAUGUAUUAAUUAAAUAAGAAACAGGGUGGCAUAUGGAUUCAAAAGGCUGAUAUUUUAAUGUCUGCUUAUAUGUCUACUUAUGUUACACUUGUAAUUAUAACUUCAUUAGGUCAGUGUUUCCUCCUUAAACUCUCGCUCGCCUGUCUAACCUCGUGGGUUUUCUCCGGGUCCACCGGUUUCCUCCCACUGUUAAAGACCCCUACUCGCAAGCGAAUUAUUGAAAUAAAAUCGAACCAUAUGUUUGUCCCAAAAUGACAUAAUUUGUGCCGAGUGGACGUUAAACUCUCUCUCGCACUAUAAUAGUUAAAAACUAGAUAAUGUAAAAGCAAUUUGCUGAAAAGUUCAUUCAAAUUGAUCCACUAUGAACCAAGAACUAAGCGAUUGAAUUUUUCCGCAUAGCCUCGGUCAUCAUUACUAAAAAAGUCAGUACGAUAAACAGCAUAGUCUCGAUUAUCGUGAAUGAAAGUUAUGCAGUAAAUCGGCUCAUAAUCCACUAAAGAUCGCAGGCUAGCGAUAUCAUCUAGAGUUGAGUAUGGUCUGGAUAGGUUAAUUAAUGUCUAAUUAAUAAUUUAGAUAACAUUUCAGGCCCAAAGAAAGACCUGCAAUAGACAGAUUUAGCUCUUGCAUAAUGUAUGUUUAACAUUUUUGAUUUUGAUUGUAUGACAUUUUGUGUAGUUGUUUGUAAAAGCAGAAUAUUACAUAUAAAAUGUGCUGUAAUGACCCCAAAACAUAAAUUUAAUGAAAUCUUUCUCGAUAGCUUUAAAAGAUGAUGAUUUGAUACUGACUAGAGAAUAUGUGGAAUGAAAAGGUGUGAUGGGCUCAUUUUAUAAUAGUUAUAUUGUACAUUCAGAAAAUUAUUGUUACAAUUAUAAUUGGUUAAUUUGUUUUAUUGAAUUAAAUAUAUAAAUAAC